Cygnus atratus (black swan) is the source of this 1461-nucleotide messenger RNA. RefSeq names its product cholinergic receptor nicotinic alpha 9 subunit (gene CHRNA9). NCBI's taxonomy places the organism in Eukaryota, Metazoa, Chordata, Aves, Anseriformes, Anatidae. Gene Ontology annotation, molecular function: transmembrane signaling receptor activity; acetylcholine-gated monoatomic cation-selective channel activity. Gene Ontology annotation, cellular component: neuron projection; postsynaptic membrane; synapse. The record is from RefSeq and is a predicted model, not a curated record. Bases 1 to 1461 code for a protein of 486 amino acids. Gene Ontology annotation, biological process: regulation of membrane potential; signal transduction; chemical synaptic transmission. The transcript has 5 exons.
AUGAAGAGAAAAAGUCCAUCCUCCUUUUAUGUCUCUCUCUGGUUGCUGUUCACAGCCGUGAUGCCUCAAGCUGUAGAAUCAGCCAAAGGAAAAUAUGCUCACAAGCUGUUCAAUGACCUGUUUGAAGACUAUUCAAAUGCUCUAAGACCAGUGGAAGACACAGAUAAAGUGCUGAAUGUUACCCUUCAGAUAACAUUGUCCCAAAUUAAAGACAUGGAUGAAAGGAACCAAAUUUUGACAGCUUACUUAUGGAUUCGACAAAGCUGGUAUGAUGCAUACCUCAAAUGGGACAAGGAUAAAUACGAUGGGUUGGAUUCUAUCAGGAUUCCAAGCAAUUUGGUCUGGAGGCCAGAUAUUGUCCUAUAUAACAAGGCUGACGAUGACUUUUCAGAACCAGUGAAUACUAAUGUUGUGUUGAGAUAUGAUGGAAAAAUCACUUGGGAUGCACCUGCUAUCACAAAGAGCUCAUGUGUAGUGGAUGUAUCUUAUUUUCCUUUUGACAGCCAGCAGUGCAACCUUACGUUUGGUUCCUGGACCUAUAAUGGUAAUCAGGUAGACAUCAUCAAUUCUCUUGAUAGUGGUGACCUUUCUGACUUCAUAGAAGAUGUGGAAUGGGAGAUUCAUGGCAUGCCAGCGGUUAAGAAUGUAAUCACUUACGGCUGCUGCUCUGAGCCUUAUCCAGAUGUAACAUUCACACUGAUUUUGAAAAGGAAGUCAUCUUUCUACAUAUUUAAUCUGUUGCUUCCUUGCAUUUUGAUCUCUUUCCUCGCCCCACUGGGAUUCUACCUCCCUGCAGACUCUGGAGAAAAAGUGUCACUAGGCGUUACGGUUCUUCUUGCUCUGACUGUGUUCCAGCUUAUGGUUGCAGAGAUCAUGCCUCCCUCUGAAAAUGUACCUUUGAUAGGCAAGUAUUACAUAGCAACUAUGACCAUGAUCACAGCUUCCACUGCGCUGACGAUCAUUAUCAUGAAUGUCCAUCACUGUGGCUCAGAAGCGAAGCCUGUUCCCCAGUGGGCCAGGGUGGUUAUCUUGGACUACAUGUCAAAAAUCUUUUUUGUGUAUGAUGUGGGUGAGAACUGUACAAGUCCACAAAGAGAGAAGGAGCAAGAACAUAAGUUAGAGGGGGAUGAUGUGUGUCGGGGGGGAGACAAAGAGGUAAGGAGUCAACUUUCCAACAGAAAUGAUGACAGUGAUCUCAAGGAGAAGCUGAAUGGAAAUUUGAAUAAAAGCUGUGGAGUUCAUGGUGAAGAUAUUAGGGAGAAUGUUAAUUGCUGUUCCUGUUACAAAAUGCUGAUAAAAAAUAUCGAGUACAUUGCUAACUGUGUUCGAGACCAUAAAGCAAACCGGGCGAAAGGAAUUGAGUGGAAAAAAGUAGCAAAAGUGAUGGACAGGUUUUUCAUGUGGAUUUUUUUUAUCAUGGUGUUUUUUAUGAGUGUGCUGAUCAUUGGGAAAGCAGCUUAA